AUGUAUGGUGUAGUUGGUGUCGCUGGACAAAUUUUGCUGUAUGCUACAGAUAAUGAUCCGUCUUCAGAAUAUUUCGAUUGUGUUUAUCACAAGUCAGCAGAUGAUGUAACAGUGAAAUAUUGUCGUCGUCCUGGGAAUAAUAGUGAAAAUCGACUUUUGCAUAAUGAUUGUUUCAAUGGAGGUAUCAGCUAUAUAUAUUUAACUCUGCGACGACAAAAUAUAACAGUAGACCAAUUAUUAAGUUGGCAUUCAUCUUCUAUUCGCCAACUCGAUCAUUAUGCAACCUACUUAGAACACUAUAGUUCUGAUGAUGAUGAUAAAUUCAUAUGUAAUUGUACAGAUCCAACAACAUUUGGAAAGUAUUGUGAAUAUCGUUUAUAUAAUGAAACAACAACGUUUGAACAAACAGUUCGUAAACAGUUUCAAUUAAAAAGUCUAUAUUAUCAUGGUUAUCAAAUACAUGGUGAUAUAUUAUGUUAUACAACCUUGUCAUCAUGUGAGUACGGUCUGCUGUGUUUGGAUUGGAGAAACAUAUGUGAUGGUGAACAACAAUGUAUGGAUGGUAAAGAUGAAGAAUCAUGUGAUCUAUUGGAAUUUAAUGAAUGUGAACCACAUGAAUACCGUUGUCGAAAUGGCAUGUGCAUACCACAUGAGUAUUUUCUUGAUGGUGAAUGGGAUUGUAUGGAUAAUACAGAUGAACAAAAUGUAAUGGUUAAAUAUAAUUGUUUUAUUGAAUCCAAAUCAUUUGAUUGUGAUGAAAGCUUUUGUUCAUAUAAACUUUGGUCAUGUGGUGACGGUGAAUGCAUAUAUCCAAGAGAUCGUUUAACAUUUCAAAAUAUACAUCUACCACAUUAUGGUCAUUGUUUAAGUAUGAGAGAAUAUAACUAUAUCUGUGAAACAAGUCUUGAUGAUUCUUAUUGGACGUUAGCAAAUGGUUUAUGCUGGCCAUUUAAAAAUUAUAAUGAUACAACAUAUGAUAAUAAUACAACAACAACUUGUUUAUAUUUAGUUAAAUGUGCAUUGUCAGGUGGAUUUGAAUUAAAAUGUCCGUGUGCAGGAAACAAUUGCAGUGGCUUAAUACUGAAGCAUUGCCCGUGGAACAUUCAAUAUCCAAUAAAACCAUUAAUAAGACCUUAUAUAAGUCUCGUUUAUAAUAAUGAUCACAAUUGGGUUGAUAAACAUCCAACUCGGAUUAUGUUUCGUGGUACGAUCAAAUGCCGUGGUUCUCAAGCUGCUGCUACAAAUGAUUUAUUGUUUCUUUAUACAUUAAUUGUUCAUGAUCGUUUAUAUGAUUCUUUAUUUUGUAAUUUUAUAGCUACGCAACAUAAUAAUUCACUAUUAGCACCACAUUAUGAUCUGAAUUGUUGGUCACAAACAACAAAAACAUUUAAUAAUUUGCCAUAUCAAUUCACCGAUAUUUGUAAUGACACUCAAGAAUGUUUAUCGGAUUAUCGCAUUAAUGAUGGAUUUUCUGAUUGUUUCUAUGAAACGGAUGAAAUAAAUUCAUUAAAUUCAACUCUAUGUACGAAUCAAGAACAAUAUCGUUUUAAAUGUUCGGACGAUGAACCAAAAUGUUUAACAGUAUUUACUUUAAUCGAUGGUGGGAUGAAUUGUAAAAAUAAUUAUGAUAAAUAUUUAUUUGGCGAGGGUUUACCUUUGUCUGAUAUACAAUGUAAUCAGCGUGACGAUAACGGAUGUUAUGUAUUAAAAAACUAUAUCAAACAAUCUUGGAUAUCAGUAAAAAAUGUUACAUCGCCUAGAACAACGGGAGAUUGGAGAUUAAUUCCGUUUCACCAUUAUUGUGAUACAUUUUGGAAUACAAAUACGACAUUUGAUGAGUCAUCCGACAACUGCCGGGAAUGGAUUUGUCCAAAAGAUGAAUACCAAUGCCUAACUGGUCAAUGCAUACCCUACCAUUGGGUUUGUGACGGUACUUGGGAUUGCCCUGAUGCCUCUGAUGAACAGCGAUUGUUUGUUAUGAAAAAUUUAUCUUUGCAUAAUCAAGCGAUUUUUGAUUUACAACAAUUAAAAGUUAUGUGCGCUGAACAUUACAAUAACGAUAAUCAACCAUUUUCAAAUCACUGUGAUUUACUAAAAGAAUAUCCGUGUUUAUUAUUGUUAACAGAUGUAAUAAAGGAUCCAUUUGACUUCAGUCAAAGUCGACCAUGUAUCGAAAUUGAACAAAUUGGUGAUGGAAUAAUUCAGUGUUACGGUGGCCUUGAUGAACGAAAUCUAGUAAAUAAAUGUGGUGAUAUUCGUGAACAAAUUGGUUUUGAUUUUCUUUGUGAAAAAAGUUUGUCCUGUAUAGCAACACAUUUGUUAUGUCGAAAACGUUGUCCUGAUAAUGAAGAUCAACACUUAUGUUUUUAUAAAGCAUAUAACACUGAAAUUAAAUGUCACGGUGCAAACGAUGUUUUAUGUUUGAAUGGUGAAUGUAUAGAAAACGCACGUUGUGACAAUUAUAUUGAUUGUCCAAAUGGUGAAGAUGAAUAUUGGUGUUCAUCAAAUGAUUGGUUAGAUAUGCUACACUAUCGUGGCAAUAAGCGUUAUGUUGAAUAUAGAAAAGAAAAAAAAUUAGAUUUAACUUAUUUUCCAUUAUCAGAGGUGCACAUUGUUAGACAACAACAACACCGAGCAAAAAUACAUCAGAUUAAAUCACAAGAAACAGAUGUAGAUAAAUAUAUUCAUGAUUCAAAAAUUGUCUUUUAUUGCAACCGUGGUAUUGCUAUUGAUCAACUUAAUGCAACUAGAUGCUUUUGUCCGCCAACUUAUUAUGGAUCAAAAUGCCAAUAUUAUAGCGAUCGUUUAACAGUAGUUACACAUCUGCAAUUAACAUCAAAACUAAAUAACUUUGGUAAUAAUGUCAUUAAAAUAAUUGCGACACUUGUAUUUGAUGAUACAGAGAUAAUUGAUUAUUAUGAGUUUAAUGUGCGACCAUUAUUAGAAGUCGAUAAUAAAUAUGUUAAACAUCGAUUUCAUUUACUUUAUUCUCGUAGUGAACGCCUUUUAAAACAUAAAGCACAACGUUACUUCAAUCGAUCAAAUGUGAUUGAUGUACAUCCAUAUGCAAUUCAAUUUGAAGCAUUUGAAUUGUACGUUAAUUAUAGCAUACGAUUAAUUGGUGUUUGGCAUUAUACAAUUUAUUUUGAUUAUUUACCAUCAUUUCGCUUAUCAAAAGUGUUAAACUUUUUAUCAGUUAAUAUCACUGAUCCAUGUACAAAUAACACUUGUAACAACAAUUCCAUUUGUCAACCUUUCCUUAAUAAGAGAAACUACGCUUAUAUUUGUUCGUGUAAAAGUGGUUAUUACGGAAAUGCUUGCCAGUAUUAUGAACCACGAUGUUCGUCCUAUUGUUCAUUACAAUCAUUUUGUAAACCUAAUUAUUGUAGUUUAUUAUCUGGAAAUCUAUCUUUCAUGUGCAUUUGUCCAAUCAACCAUUUUGGACCAUCUUGCCAUUUGAAAUAUGACGCAUGCAAUCAAAUUCCUUGUAUGAAUAAUUCUACCUGUUAUUCAACACAUGAUCUUAGUAGUACAACACCUUAUAUUUGUUUAUGUACAAAUAAGUAUUAUGGUGAUCGUUGUCAAUAUGAAAAAAUAUCGAUAAAAAUUCAUCUUAAUAUUGAAAAUUUGACGUCAUCAUCGAAAAAUGAAAUACUUGCAUCAGUUAUACAGUAUUAUGAUACUGAUAAUAUAACAUUUGAUUUCAUAUUAAAAUAUCAACAAGUUUAUUCUCUGACACCAAGUAAUUUUGAAUAUUAUCAUGAACAAAUUAUUGCACCGAUAUUUGGUAUCCUUAAAUUAUACCAAAAAGAUUAUCAGUCAUUAUACUAUAUUUUAUAUAUUCAACAAAAUCAAACAAUAAUUAAUGUCACAACUGAUCUUAGAAACUAUUGUCCUCAUAUUGAUACAUUGUUGACAACUGAUUUUUGGAUUACCAGACGCUUGAACGCGCGACAUUUGGGCGCCGACACUUGGGCGCCGACACUUGGGCGCCGACACUUGGGCGCCGACACUUGGGCGCCGACACUUGGGCGCCGACACUUGGGCGCCGACACUUGGGCGCAUGUACGACACAAGCAUUCAAUAAGAGUGCAUUUGUUAAAACAUGCUCUUUCCAAUGCUGCGCCUUAUGAAGUUCCAGAAUACUUAUGUGUGGGUUUUCUAGAGACCAGGUCUCCGGAAAACCCAGAUGAAAGUAUCUUUGAGCUUUGUAAAGCACACAAUUGGAAAGAACAUGUCGGAAAACCUAUAAAAAGGUGUUUCUAUAAUAAUACAAUUGAUCAGUGUAAUUUAUGUUUAUCUAAUAGUUUAUGUUUACAAGAUACAACAACACAAUUAUGUUUAUGUUCAAAAUGUUAUUAUGGACAUUUAUGUCAAUUCAGUACACAUUUAUUAAGUUUUACUUUGGAUAGUUUGCUUUCUAAAGAUCCAUUUUCUGUUCAAUUAGUUUAUUUUUGUAUUGUAAUUAUUUUAUUUAUAGUAGGUUUAUUUAAUAAUUCAUGUAGCUUUGUUACUUUCAAACGCUCAAAACCAAGAAAAUUUGGUGUUGGUAAUUAUCUUUUUAUUGUUACAAUAUUGAAUCAAUGGUCACUUUUACUGUUGUUAUUCAAAGUUGUUCAUAUUCUAUUGAGUGCACAACAUGCAUUUGUUCAUCAAUAUAUAAUACAUUUGAUUUCAUGUAAACUGGUUUCAUAUCUAUUGUCGGUAUUAACGCGUUCUAGUUAUUGGUUAACAAGUUUAGUUACUAUUGAACGUCUCUGUCUGAUUAUAUGGCCAACGAUAACAACAUUUAGAAAACCUCGAAUAGCUAUCAUAUUAAAUAUAAUUAUAUUGCUAAUUGUAUUUGGUAUGCAUAUUCAUGAACUUCUUUAUUAUACAAUAAUAAAACAAUCCCAACAAUGUGUUACCAAUUAUCUACAACAAUCAGUGUCAAUAUAUAAUCGUGUCAAUGUUAUUGUUCAUUAUACCAUACCAUUUAUCAUUCAAACCAUAUCAAUAACUUUCCUUAUUAUAUUAACAUCGAAAACUCGUGCACGUACAUUAGCAUCAAGUGCAAAACCACCGACAUUUGUACAACUAUUUAAGAAACAAUUUCAUCAACAAAAAGAAUUAUAUUUAACACCAUUAAUUAUUGUACUAAGCUCACUACCACAAAUUAUUGUUUCGUUUAGUUUAGCAUGUACACCUGUUACCGAAAUAUCAUGGAUGCGUUAUUCACUAUUAAUAACCUAUUUUCUAUCGUAUAUACCACAAUUAUUGGGAUUUAUUUUAUAUGUUUUACCGUCAACAGCAUAUAAACAGGAAUUUAAAGAAACAACAAUUGAAUGCUUAUAUAUUCAGACUGUUCAACGGACAGUAUGGUUUGAGAAUUAUUCGAAUAUGCUACAGAUAGAUUCAACGUUUGAAGUAAACAUCGAAAAUUAUCAAUUAUAUGUAUGUCUGGUACAAAAUGCAAAUUUAAAAGGAGUACCUGUUGCUUAUUGCUUAAUGAUCAGUGGAAAUAACGAUAAUUUAGAAUUCUUUUAUUCAGCAAUGAGUAAACAAAAUGGUUUAACAGAAACGCCAGUUGUUAUUGUUGAUAAACAUUUAACAAACGUUGAUAUUUUACAACCGUAUUUUGGUAAAGCGAGAAUAUUAUUAUGCGUAUUCCACGUUCUGAAAUAUUUAAAAAGUCAAAUUCAUGUGCUUAAAAUUCCAUUAACAGAUUGA
Molecule: messenger RNA, 5709 nt
Organism: Didymodactylos carnosus
Lineage: Eukaryota; Metazoa; Rotifera; Eurotatoria; Philodinida; Philodinidae
Source: the annotation of a GenBank genome assembly